AUGCAGCCUCACGAUAGCCGCUUUCUUCGGGAGCCAAGACGACGAAACAAGAAGAACCCUGGACGGGGUGAGAGCGACUUCCUCUCCUCAGGAGACAUGGAAGACUACGCCGUCUCGACAUACCUGGGCAGGAUCACAGGGGCUAUGCAAGAAAGUGAUCCGGACGAGGAGAAGUCCGCAGAUCCGGCCAACACAUGCUUUUAUUAUUUGAAGACCAAAUGCCAGAGGUUAUCAUCAUGGUAUCUUUUCGACUAUUGCAUGGGACUCGUUCUACUCAUCAACUCCAUAUGUGUGGGUGUCGAAGUGCAGGCGGGGUUGCUUGGAUCACCACCAACCUGGGCGUUGCCUUUGGACAUCCUCUUCGUGACGAUGUACAUUUGUGAGAUUGCGAUACGUCUCACGGCUUGGGGCUGGAGAGUUUGUUUUACGGAUGGUUGGUUUGUGUUUGACUAUGUCUCCGUGGUAUUGGGGUCGGCCAGUAUUAUUGCGCAGCUCUUGGGCCCCAUGCUCGGAAGCACGGAGUUUUUGUCCUUCCUGAACUCCGUGAUCGUCGUGCGCUCCCUGCGCCUGCUCCGGCUCGUCCGGGCCCUGCGGAUGCUGCGCUGGUUCCGCACGGCAUGGAGACUUGUCUUUGGCCUUCUUACAUCUGGCACCACGAUGACCUCCACAUUGGGACUGGUCUUACUGACUCUCUACGUUUCGGCCUGCUUGGGAGUAGAGCUCAUCUCCAAGGAUGCUAUCUUGACAACGGAUCCAACCACAGAACACAUCGUUCAGCAUCACUUCGGCUCCCUCUCAAUGACUAUGUUGACCUUGGCUCAGUUCGUAACUUUGGAUUCUAUCGCUGAUAUCUACAGACCUCUGGUCUAUCUCAAGCCAGCGCUAGUCGUGUACUUCUCCGGGAUCAUCCUUGUCUUAUCCAUCUCUUUGAUGAACUUAGUGACUGCCGUUCUGGUGGAAGGAGCUUUGGAGAACGCGCAACAUGAUCGAGAGCUGAAAAGGCAUGUCUUGCAGGAGAAGCUCCGGAGAGCAGCACCGAAGCUGUCUUCAAUGUUCGAAACGCUGGAUGUAAACCAGGAUGGGACAGUGUCUCUGGAAGAGUUCAUGCAGAUGUCAGUGGAUGUCUUCCCACAGGAGCUCUUUGACAACAGCAGCGUGUCCAGCUUGCAGGAAGUUUUCGAGAUUCUGGACAUCAGUGGCAAGGGCUUCCUCUCUCAAUCGGAGUUUGUGGAGGGGCUCCUAAACAUGUUCCUACUCGAUGUACCUAUUCACACUAUCCAAAUUUUGCGGCUCCUUCGCAUCUUGGAGUCUCGGAUCAAUGUCCUGCAUGAUGAGAUCCGAUGGCUUGGUGAUGGCAGCAUGGAAACGUCAGAUGGACUUGGAGUGACUGCCAAGAAGAAAGAGAUUUUCAUCACUCGAAAAGGGAGACCGGCUGCAGAACAGGAAUCCGAUCACGCCGAGCCUACGAACCAGGUGUUCACCAACAACAUCGCCAUCAACCAGAUUGUGGCGGAGCAUCUGGCAAGCACAAAGAACUAA
This is a messenger RNA of Symbiodinium natans, 1539 nucleotides long. The record is from the annotation of a GenBank genome assembly. Lineage: Eukaryota; Dinophyceae; Suessiales; Symbiodiniaceae.